Molecule: messenger RNA, 4215 nt
Organism: Caenorhabditis elegans
Lineage: Eukaryota; Metazoa; Nematoda; Chromadorea; Rhabditida; Rhabditidae
Gene: pkn-1
Product: protein kinase C
Exons: 10
Coding region: 155-3568 (1137 amino acids)
Biological process (GO): signal transduction
Cellular component (GO): cytoplasm; nucleus
Molecular function (GO): protein kinase activity; small GTPase binding; ATP binding
Source: RefSeq, marked reviewed
GGGUACCUGCUUGCCAUCAACUUGGACUAACGUGAUCGGUGCAAAACGUGCUCAAUCGCUUUUGAAUCAAUAUCUAGCAAAUCUACUCACCAACAACUGAACGUUUCCAUCCUUUUGUUGUUUACGUCCCUCUUUGGACGCCAAAGAAAGAACUAUGGACUACCAUUCCAACGGGAAUGGAAUCAAUGGGAUGAAUGGUUCAAGUCGUCAUUCGGCGGAUGGACCGUCCACUCCAACUCACUCUGGAAAUGGUCAUAGUAACGGAGAAGGAAAUAGGUACGCUUUGAGUGCUCAUCGUAACGUUGUUAAGCCGUUAGGUUCAAACUUUGGAGCCAGUGGCUCUGCAACAACUUCCACCCCAAAAUCAGUUAUCUCCUCGCUAACCUCUGCAUGUAACAACUCGCCUGUCUUAUCAUUCACUCGUGGUGUGCUUCGUGCUAGUCGUAAAAAGAUUCGCCCAUUGUUUUCUACAUUUUCCACCUCGUCAAAUACUGGAUACUACCGUUUCGAAAGCCCUUCGUCAAGUUUGAACGCCUACUAUCCUCAAGAAUCGUUCAAUGGACCAAUCCUCAAAAUGAUCACAUGCACAGAGUCACCACCGAGAAGUCUGGAUGUUUUGAAACGCUCGAAAAGCACUUAUUGGGAGACAGCUCCUGCUGAAAUGGUUGAAUUGGCAGAUAAGUACAACUUCACUAUCAACGAAGGUAGCAGCAUCCAGCAAGAAGCUCUUGAACUUCGAUCUGUGAUUCGGAAGGAUUUGACCAAAAAACUGAAGAUCAAGAGUGGAUAUAGUCGUAUCAAGCUGAUCACUUCGGAUCGUCGUCAAAGCGAAUUUCUUCGUUAUGAAUUGUCUGAUUUAAACGAGCAAAUUGCGGAUCUUCAGGAAGAUCUUCAGGCGUUGGAGAUGUACAACAGUGGAGCUUUUGAUGAGGAUGUGAUGUAUUUGGAUAACCUUGAGGAUUGUGAUGUGGAGAAUGGACCACCAAGUAAGCUUGUUAUUCUCCAGCUUGAAUUGGAAAAAGAGUUGAAAGUGAAACGAGGACUUGAGCAAUUUUUGCGUGGAGCUCCAGACAAGUCAAAAGUGCAUGGUGACUCACAGAGUCUUCUUGACGAUAGUCGCGCCAAGAUUGCAAUGCUCCGUAUGCAAAUUGAACGUCUUUCACAAGAAGCACCAGCGGUUGAAGGAGAGCCAAAAACUAAAGUUGAGCUUGCCAUCGAUGAUCUCAUCAUUCGUUUUCACAAGGAGAAGCUCAUCAUGGAUGGUUCCCGAAACAUGAUCCGUAUUCUCCGCUCAAAAAGGAAGCCAGAUAGCAAAGCUGUCGAUGAGGCCAUGAACAGCUAUGUUAUUGCUUCGGAGAAAGCCGAUCUCAUCAAGUUGGCCUUGCUGAAGUAUGCAUCCAGUCUUCCACUUGAACACGAUCACAGAAAAUAUCUUAUUGGAGAGAUUAACAGUGGACUCAUCCCAAAACCACCUUCUCUCAGCCAGGAUCGUAACAGUCCAUCCAGCGAAGAUGGUGGAAACGGAACUUCUACAUCUCGCCGUUGCAGUUUCAUGCCAUAUUCUCUGCAAAUCAGUGGAUGUCUUGAAGUCACUAUCAACGGCUGCGCUGGUAUUCUCAGCGAGGUCUUCGAGCGGAAAAUCCGCAAAGAUGUUCCCGGAGUUCCUGGUUUCAUUUCAGUCUACGGAAUGGAUGCGUCUGGAAAGAAGAAGAAAUCUGCAAGAGGUCCAAACAGUUCAGAGGAAGUCUUCUGUGUUCUUCGUAUUGACAAUCGUUUCAUUGGAGCUACAGAGUUGAGAAAGAUUGUUGAUCGUAAUUGGGAUCAGAAGUUUGAUGUUGAUUUGGAUCGUUCUCGCGAACUUCAAAUUGAACUCUUCUACCACGAUGACCGUUCCAUGUGUGGAUUUGCUGCAGUUAAGCUGUCUAAUCUUAUUGAGACGUCGUCCAAGGUUGGAAUUAUUGUACCUGUUGAGCCACAAGGAAACAUUUUUGUUCAAUUCAAAUACAUGAACCCAGUGGUGAGCCGCAAGCCAAAACUCGAACGUCAGAGACGUUUGUUCCGCGUGAAAGAAUCGAAUGAUGGAGCCCGUCAGAAACUUGGCGUCUUCGCGUUCUCGCGUCUCAUCAAGAACAGAGGAAAUGAGCCAAGCGAGAAGUUUGCUGCUUUCACUGGAUUUACUCCAAUGCCUUCAUCUUCAUCUCAACAUCAACCCGGCACAUCAUCUUCUGGCCCAUCAACAUCCUCGUCAAUUGCUUCUACUCCUACACCAUCCACGUCGAACUCGCUCUUCGACAAGGUCAGUAACCACUUGCCUAGCUUCAACCCAAGAAAGUCAGCCAAGAAGCGUGAGGCCAGAGAAGCAGCUGCAGUGGCGCCAAUGACUGCUGCCGUUGCAGCAGUCAAUCUCAACGCUCCUUCAACCUCCAAUUCUAUGCAGCCAUCAACUCAAGAACGUAACCUGGUUGUUGAUGAGUUCCCAACCGACCGUUCUGGUCCAAGUCAAGCACCGCCUGUGCCAGCCGUUCGCCACAUUGAUUUCUUCGCCAGCAGCGAUGGUGCGCCGCUGACUGUUGAACAAUUCAGAUUGAUCAGUGUUCUUGGACGUGGACACUUCGGAAAGGUCAUCUUGUCACAACACAAUCCAACUUCCAACUACUACGCCCUCAAGGUACUGAAGAAGGGAGACAUUCUUGGAAGAGACGAGGUUGAGUCUCUGAUGGUUGAGAAGCGUAUCUUUGAAGUAUCAUCCCGAGCACGUCAUCCAUUCCUUGUGAAUCUCAACGGCUGCUUCCAAACCAACGAGCACGUGUUCUUCUGCAUGGAAUACAGUAUGGGUGGUGACUUAAUGCGUCACAUUCACGAUGACGUGUUUGAUGAAGUUCGUGGAUGUUUCUAUGCUGCAUGUGUCGUUCUUGGACUGGACUUUUUGCACAAGCACAACAUCAUCUACCGUGACAUCAAGUUGGACAAUCUCCUCUUGGACAGAGAAGGAUAUGUCAAAAUUGCCGAUUUUGGUCUAUGUAAAGAGAACAUGGGACCAUUUGACAAGACUAGCACUUUUUGUGGAACUCCAGAGUUUCUUGCUCCUGAAGUCUUGUCUGAUUCUUCAUACACUCGUGCGAUUGACUGGUGGGGACUCGGAGUUCUUAUUUUCGAAAUGCUUGUAGGAGAGCCACCAUUCAGUGGAGAUGACGAAGAAGAGAUAUUUGACUCGAUUAUCUCCGAAGACGUUCGCUAUCCAAGAUAUUUGUCUGUUGAGUCGAUUGCCAUUAUGAGAAGACUCCUUCGCAAGGUGCCUGAAAAACGUCUUGGAUACGGAGAGCGAGACGCUGAAGAUAUCAAGAUUCAACGAUUCUUCCGUCACAUCUCAUGGGAAUGGGACAAAUUGCUGAAUCGUGAGAUUCGUCCACCAUUCCAACCACAAAUUCGCAACCCAGAAGACGUGUCUAACUUUGACCUGGAAUUCACCCAAGAGAAAGCUCGUUUUUCUGCUGCUUCGAGCACUCGUCCAAUCACUGAAGCCGAUCAGCGUUUGUUCAACAAUUUCGACUUCUCCAUUGUUCCAUAAGUAUCAUAAUUUGUCACCGGUUUUCUAUUGAUCAACUUGUACCAUGGGAUUUAUUUCAUUUCUUGUUUCUACUUGUCAAGGUCUUGUUUUUUAAACUGUCAACUAGUAUUGUCAAAAAUUUUGAUUUCGCUUUCUAUUUUAGUUUUUUCUCCGUAUUUUUCAAUUUCGUAUUCUCGUUUAACGAUUUCUCCUGUCUGAUAGUUGUAAUUUCUUGUGAACUGCUCUGUGAUCAGACUCCAACUCAAUCUUCCCAAAAUGUGUUUCUUUUUACUAUUUGCUAGAAUAUUUCAAAAAAUAUUCUUUCAUCUGCAUUGGUUUUUUUAAUUCAACGUCAUCGUGUUUUGUCAUUAAGUAGUUUACCCCGUCUCUAUUUCCGCUUUGUAAUCCUCAAAAAUUAACACAUUCUGUUAAAUUUCCACCAAAUUAUUGUAUUGUAACUUUUUGUAGACCGCUUGACGAGUGCGCUUAUUCUUUUUUUUGUCUUUUUAGUCCAACAGACUUCCCAUUUUACAUCCAUUUAGCCCCUCUUUUCAGCCAUUGGUAUAUACUGGCCACUUUUUAUUUGUGUUUUGUAAGAAAAAAAGAAAAAAGAAAAUGACUUUCUUUCUUGUAUUUAGGAGACAUGAAUAAACAAUUUGUCAAAUACA